This is a messenger RNA of Lepus europaeus (European hare), 5204 nucleotides long. RefSeq names its product eukaryotic translation initiation factor 3 subunit A (gene EIF3A). Gene Ontology annotation, cellular component: eukaryotic translation initiation factor 3 complex, eIF3m; eukaryotic translation initiation factor 3 complex, eIF3e; multi-eIF complex. Gene Ontology annotation, biological process: translation reinitiation; formation of cytoplasmic translation initiation complex. The coding region runs from base 134 to 4204 and encodes 1356 amino acids. The record is from RefSeq and is a predicted model, not a curated record. Gene Ontology annotation, molecular function: mRNA binding; translation initiation factor activity. The transcript is spliced from 22 exons. Lineage: Eukaryota; Metazoa; Chordata; Mammalia; Lagomorpha; Leporidae.
UCUCUGGCCGGCUGGGCGCGGGCGACUGCUGGCGAGGCGCGUGGGCUCUCGCGCUGGUCCCCCUUCGUCCCCUCUCCCGGCCCGGGCCAUUAGGGAGUUCGCUGACGCUGGGUGAGCUGAGCCUGCCGCCAAGAUGCCGGCCUAUUUUCAGAGGCCGGAAAAUGCUCUGAAACGCGCCAACGAAUUUCUUGAGGUUGGCAAAAAGCAACCUGCUUUGGACGUUCUUUAUGAUGUUAUGAAAAGUAAGAAACACAGAACAUGGCAAAAGAUACACGAGCCAAUUAUGUUGAAAUACUUGGAACUUUGCGUGGACCUUCGCAAGAGCCACUUGGCUAAGGAAGGAUUAUACCAGUAUAAGAAUAUUUGUCAACAGGUAAACAUUAAAUCUCUAGAAGAUGUUGUCAGGGCAUAUUUGAAACUGGCAGAGGAAAAGACUGAAGCUGCUAAAGAAGAAUCUCAGCAGAUGGUGCUGGACAUAGAAGAUCUGGAUAAUAUCCAGACUCCUGAGAGUGUUCUUCUGAGUGCCGUAAGUGGUGAAGACACUCAGGAUCGGACUGACAGAUUACUUUUAACUCCUUGGGUUAAAUUCCUGUGGGAAUCAUACAGACAGUGCUUGGACCUUCUUCGCAACAAUUCCAGAGUUGAGCGCCUCUACCAUGAUAUUGCUCAACAAGCUUUCAAGUUCUGCCUCCAGUAUACUCGUAAGGCUGAAUUCCGCAAGCUGUGUGACAACCUGAGAAUGCACUUAUCGCAGAUUCAGCGCCACCACAACCAGAGCACAGCCAUCAAUCUUAACAAUCCAGAGAGCCAGUCCAUGCACUUGGAAACCAGGCUUGUUCAGUUGGACAGUGCUAUCAGCAUGGAAUUGUGGCAAGAAGCAUUCAAAGCUGUGGAAGAUAUUCAUGGGCUGUUCUCUUUGUCCAAAAAACCACCUAAACCUCAGUUGAUGGCAAAUUACUAUAACAAAGUCUCAACUGUGUUUUGGAAAUCUGGAAAUGCUCUUUUUCAUGCGUCUACACUCCAUCGUCUUUAUCAUCUGUCUAGAGAAAUGAGGAAGAAUCUUACACAAGAUGAGAUGCAAAGAAUGUCUACCAGAGUCCUUCUGGCCACGCUUUCCAUCCCCAUCACCCCUGAGCGCACGGAUAUUGCUCGACUUCUGGAUAUGGAUGGCAUCAUAGUUGAAAAACAGCGUCGUCUCGCAACACUACUGGGUCUUCAAGCCCCACCGACACGGAUUGGCCUUAUUAAUGAUAUGGUGAGAUUCAAUGUUCUACAAUAUGUUGUUCCAGAAGUGAAAGAUCUUUACAAUUGGCUGGAAGUGGAAUUUAACCCACUAAAACUCUGCGAGAGAGUCACAAAGGUUCUGAAUUGGGUGCGGGAGCAGCCUGAGAAGGAGCCAGAGCUGCAGCAGUACGUGCCGCAGCUGCAGAGCAACACGAUCCUCCGCCUCCUGCAGCAGGUGGCGCAGAUUUAUCAGAGCAUUGAGUUCUCUCGUUUGACUUCUCUGGUUCCUUUUGUUGAUGCUUUCCAACUGGAACGGGCCAUAGUAGAUGCAGCGAGGCAUUGUGACCUGCAGGUUCGUAUUGACCACACUUCUCGCACUCUGAGCUUUGGAUCUGAUUUGAAUUAUGCUACUCGAGAAGAUGCUCCAAUCGGGCCUCAUCUGCAAAGCAUGCCUUCAGAGCAGAUAAGAAACCAGCUGACAGCCAUGUCAUCAGUGCUGGCCAAGGCGCUUGAAGUCAUCAAACCAGCUCAUAUACUGCAAGAGAAAGAGGAGCAGCAUCAGCUGGCUGUUACCGCAUAUCUUAAAAACUCACGAAAAGAGCACCAGCGCAUCCUGGCUCGCCGGCAGACGAUUGAGGAGAGGAAAGAGCGCCUUGAGAGUCUGAAUAUUCAGCGGGAGAAGGAAGAAUUGGAGCAGAGGGAAGCUGAACUCCAAAAAGUCCGGAAAGCCGAAGAAGAAAGGCUGCGCCAGGAGGCAAAGGAGAGAGAGAAGGAGCGAAUCUUACAGGAGCAUGAACAAAUCAAAAAGAAAACUGUCCGUGAGCGUUUGGAGCAGAUCAAGAAGACAGAGCUCGGCGCCAAAGCGUUCAAAGAUAUUGACAUUGAAGAUCUGGAAGAACUGGAUCCAGAUUUCAUCAUGGCUAAACAGGUUGAACAGCUGGAGAAGGAAAAGAAGGAACUUCAAGAACGCCUAAAGAAUCAGGAAAAGAAGAUCGACUACUUUGAAAGAGCUAAACGUUUGGAAGAGAUUCCGCUGAUCAAGAGUGCUUACGAGGAACAGAGGAUUAAAGAUAUGGAUCUGUGGGAACAACAGGAAGAAGAAAGGAUUACAACUAUGCAGCUGGAACGAGAAAAGGCUCUUGAACAUAAGAAUCGAAUGUCACGAAUGCUUGAAGACAGAGAUCUGUUUGUAAUGCGACUCAAAGCUGCCCGGCAGUCUGUUUAUGAGGAAAAACUUAAACAGUUUGAAGAGAGGUUAGCAGAAGAAAGGCACAAUCGCCUGGAGGAACGAAAAAGGCAGCGCAAAGAGGAACGCAGAAUAACUUACUACAGAGAAAAAGAAGAGGAGGAGCAGAGGAGGGCAGAGGAACAAAUGCUGAAAGAGCGUGAAGAGAGAGAACGCGCUGAACGAGCGAAACGAGAGGAAGAACUACGAGAAUAUCAGGAGCGCGUGAAGAAAUUAGAAGAAGUGGAAAGGAAAAAACGCCAGAGGGAAUUGGAAAUUGAAGAAAGAGAGCGUCGUCGAGAGGAAGAGAGGCGGCUUGGUGAGGACCCGCUGUCUAGGAGGGACUCCCGCUGGGGGGACCGAGAUUCGGAAGGCACCUGGAGGAAAGGGCCUGAAGCGGACUCGGAGUGGAGAAGAGGCCCCCCUGAGAAGGAGUGGCGACGAGGAGAAGGGCGGGAUGAGGAGCGGUCUCACCGAAGAGAUGAAGAGCGGCCGAGGCGUCUGGGGGACGAUGAAGACAGAGAAUCUUCUCUUAGGCCAGAUGAUGACCGGCCUCUCCGGCGUGGCAUGGAGGACGACAGAGGCCCCCGGCGUGGUCCCGAUGAAGAGAGGUUCUCUCGCCGUGGGCUGGAGGAUGAGCGGCCUUCCUGGCGCAGUGCAGACGAUGAUAGGCCUCCCAGGCGGAUUGGCGAGGAAGACAGGGGAAGCUGGCGCCAUGCAGAGGAUGACAGGCCACUUCGACGAGGACUGGAUGACGACAGAGGAAGCUGGCGGACAGCCGAUGAGGACAGAGGCCCAAGACGAAUGAUGGAUGAGGACCGGGGGCCAAGGCGAGGGGGUGCUGAUGAUGAGCGGCCUUCCUGGCGGAGUGCUGACGAUGACCGGGGUCCCAGGCGGGGCAUUGAUGAUGACCGGGGUCCCAGGCGAGGGCUAGAUGAUGAUCGAGGACCUUGGAGGAAUGUCGACGAUGACAGACUUCCCAGACGGGGGGCUGACGAUGACAGGGGUCCUUGGAGAAACAUGGAUGACGACCGGAUGUCAAGACGAGCUGAUGAUGACCGGAUUUCCAGGCGGGGUGAGGACUCCAGGCCUGGUCCUUGGAGACCGUUUGUUAAGCCAGGUGGAUGGAGAGAGAAAGAAAAAGCCAGAGAGGAGAGUUGGGGCCCUCCCCGAGAAUCAAGACCACCCGAAGAACGUGAAUGGGAGAGAGAAAGAGACAGGGACAACCCAGACCGCGAGGAGAACGACAAGGACCCUGAAAGAGAGAGAGACAGGGAGAGGGACGGGGACCGAGAGGAGCGCUUCAGAAGACCCAGGGACGAAGGUGGCUGGAGGCGAGGACCAGCUGAGGAAGCCUCAAGCUGGAGAGAUUCCAGUCGCCGAGAUGAUAGGGAUAGGGACGACCGGCGCCGUGAAAGAGAUGACCGGCGGGACCUGAGAGACAGACGGGAUCUGAGGGAUGAUCGGGACCGGAGAGGACCUCCCCUGAGGUCAGAGCGUGAUGAAGUAAGUUCUUGGAGGCGUGCUGAUGACAGGAAAGAUGACCGCGCAGAGGAGCGGGAUCCUCCUCGUCGAGUUCCUCCCCCAGCUCUUUCUAGAGAUCGAGACAGAGACCGGGACCGGGACCGAGACCGAGAAAGAGAAAGAGAAGGUGAAAAAGAGAAGACCUCCUGGAGAGCUGAGAAAGACAGGGAAUCUCUCCGUCGUACUAAAAAUGAGACUGAUGAAGAUGGAUGGACCACGGUACGACGCUAAGUCCCCAGAUAACGGAUCAAACUCCUGUCUUACCUAGGUUUGAUCCCAUUCAGGAUUAUUACACUUGUGCUUCAACCAAUCUAAAUUGGAUUCUUUAAUAUUGUUUCACCAUAACACAAAAGCAUGAACUUGUAUUAAUCCUAUAUAAUAGAUUGAUCAUGCACCGUAUCCACCGGAGUUGGAAAACCAUGCCAUUUUCUGGAAUUUAAGGUGUUGCAUUAUUUCAUCAAUCAUUUGUUUACAAAAAAGGAAAACUAAAAAAAUAAAUUUAAAAUGUGAACCCUUCAGGUAUUGAGUAACACCUGUAUCUUGGUAUAGAACUGAUCUUUUUCUUUUGAUUUUGAAAUAUAUUAAUUUGGAAUGAGAAUUUGGAAUAAGGUUCUGUGAAAGAAAAUGUAUCUGAAGACCCUUUAAUGCAAUGGAUCUGAAACAGUUUUCACAUCACUUAGUGGUUGAAACAUACCUCUUUUAGAUAUUUUGAGGUAUUUACUGCUAACUAAAUUUGGAAGAUUUUAGAUUCACUUUAGUGCGGUAAACAUCACAAACAUUGGCUACAGUGGGAUUUCCUGUAGCUUUUACUUGAGAGAAGGUGAGUAUAAGGCAAUUUACAGUCACUGUAAUAAGAAUACUGCUCAAGUGUGAAUCCCAAACAAUACAGCUUUUAAAUUUUAAAGCAUUUGGUAAACUAUCGCUGAGUUUUCUGUUGCCAAUAGCAAACUGCUUUUCCCUUAAUGGAGAAUUUAUGCCUUUCAAGCAUUUUAAAUAUGACAAUAUUUAUAAAUGUGUGGUUUGGAGGAACUGUUUAAAUUCUCUUUCCUAAUUUUCUUUCUCUUCAGGAUAGAUUCUUUCAACAAGUAAUUUGUAGUAAUGACUGUGUUGACUUCAAUUUUGGAGUGUAAUAGCUAUGUUAAAGAUUUAACUAUUUGGUCUUAUUGAAGCCAACACAGAACUUGCUGCUGUGUUUUUUCUUCAGUGAUAAAUAAAAUACUUACAGAAUUUG